AUGGAGGAAACGGUUGGAAUUGUCAAUUCGGAAAACGAUACUGUUCAGCCAAAUCACGAAAAGUCAGCUAUUCUGGAAACCUCUAACUCAAACAAAACAUGGGCGAUCAUUUCGGGUCGAUUGGCUUCAAUCACUUGUAAACAGGCUUGUUGUGGACAUUGCUGUUGUAAAGGGACUUAUUGCCAGUACACCAAUUGUUGUGAAUGU
This is a messenger RNA of Mesorhabditis belari, 207 nucleotides long. The record is from the annotation of a GenBank genome assembly. NCBI's taxonomy places the organism in Eukaryota, Metazoa, Nematoda, Chromadorea, Rhabditida, Rhabditidae.